This is a messenger RNA of Dovyalis caffra, 237 nucleotides long. Lineage: Eukaryota; Viridiplantae; Streptophyta; Magnoliopsida; Malpighiales; Salicaceae. The record is from the annotation of a GenBank genome assembly.
AUGGGAGGAGGCAACGGGCAGAAGGCAAAGAUGGCUCGCGAGAGGAACCUGGAGAAGCAAAAAGCUGGUUCCAAGGGAAGUCAGCUUGAAGCAAACAAGAAAGCCAUGUCGAUCCAGUGCAAGGUGUGUAUGCAGACAUUCAUUUGCACCACAUCGGAAGUGAAAUGCAGGGAGCAUGCAGAAGCCAAACACCCCAAAUCUGACGUCAAUACAUGUUUCCCCCACCUUCAGAAAUGA